AUGACAGCAGUAGAACAAGAUAAGGAACUUAUAAAACUGCAGAAAGAAUUAACAAAAGCUUUGAAUAGAAAAGAAGAGCUUUCUAAACAAUAUAAUACACUAAAUAAGGAUUUUAGUACACUUCUUCGGAAAACAACAAGUUUAAUCCAAAUCUUCGAAGUGUUGGGAGAAGAAGAGGUAAAUAAAAUGGUCCAACUCGACGAACAACUAAUACCUUCACAUAUAAUUACCAAAUUUCCAGCUUUAGAAAAAUACAAUGAAUUAAUACAGAAAAUUGACGGGGAAAAUCCCAUUACUGACGCCAAAAUUAAAGACUUACCUAUCGAUAUUUAUAAAAUGUAUGAUAUAUAUGAAAAAACACCCUUAUUAUAUAAAGAUGCUUUAACAGAUAAAUAA
Molecule: messenger RNA, 396 nt
Organism: Saccharomycodes ludwigii
Lineage: Eukaryota; Fungi; Ascomycota; Saccharomycetes; Saccharomycodales; Saccharomycodaceae
Gene: IES5
Product: Ies5p
Exons: 1
Coding region: 1-396 (131 amino acids)
Cellular component (GO): Ino80 complex
Source: RefSeq, a predicted model, not a curated record